GGCAGAGGCUGGGAGCAGCUGCUUUGGGGGCGGAAAGUCACGUGAGGCUUCUUGGUCCUGUGGGUGGAGACGAAAAGCUGCGGUUAAGCAGGGUCGGAUGUAACCGUCACAGGGAAGUGUGCUCAAACGGAAUCGCGGAGUGGGCUGAGAUAGUGAAUUCCUAAGAAGAAAAUAAUGGAUUUCAUAUUAGUUGUUCUCUAAGUGUUUCGACUCAGCAUUGUGCAGGUUUAUUGCAAAGUCGAAAAGAAGAUGGCAACUCCUUAUGUCCCAGUUCCUAUGCCCAUAGGGAACUCUGCUUCCAGUUUUACAGCCAACAGAAACCAAAGAAGUUCUUCUUUUGGGAGUAUCUCAACAAGCUCAAACUCUUCCAAAGGCCAGUUAGAGGACUCAAAUAUGGGUAAUUUUAAACAGACAAGUGUACCCGAUCAAAUGGAUAGUACUUCAUCUGUCUGUAGCAGUCCCCUCAUUAGGACUAAAUUUACAGGUGCAGAUUCUUCCAUUGAGUAUUCUGCUAGACCAAGAGAAAGUGAAGAACAAAAUCCUGAAACAGUAUAUGUAGAAGAUAGACCUUCUACACCUACUAUACUGGGUUAUGAAGUGAUGGAAGAAAGAGCUAAAUUUACUGUAUAUAAAAUACUAGUUAAGAAGACACCAGAAGAAAGUUGGGUAGUUUUCAGAAGGUAUACUGACUUCUCUAGACUUAAUGACAAAUUAAAAGAGAUGUUUCCAGGCUUUCGAUUAGCACUUCCACCGAAACGCUGGUUCAAAGAUAAUUAUAAUGCUGACUUUUUAGAAGAUAGACAACUAGGAUUACAAGCAUUUCUUCAGAAUUUAGUAGCUCACAAAGACAUUGCUAACUGCCUUGCAGUGAGAGAAUUUCUUUGUCUGGAUGAUCCACCAGGUCCAUUUGAUAGCCUAGAAGAAAGCAGGGCUUUCUGUGAAACUUUAGAAGAGACAAACUACCGUUUUCAAAAAGAACUACUUGAAAAACAAAAAGAGGUGGAAUCACUGAAGAAACUGCUGCAUGAAAAGCAACUUCAUAUAGAAACUCUAGAGAGCAGAAUCAGAACAUUGUCUUUAGAACCUGAAGAGUCAUUGCACGCAUCAGAAACAGAAGAUGGACACAUCCCAAAGGUGGAGCCCUCCUCACUUGAGGUUGAUCAAGAUGUUUUGCAUGAGGAAUCUAGAACUGAUGAUAAGCCAUGCUUAAGUUUUAGUGAACCUGAAAUUUCUGUAUCAGACAUAGAAGUUGCAGAAGUGGCAUACAAUGCUGAAGAAGACUAAUACAUGACAAGCAGUUCCUUCCAUGUAUAUGUUUCAGCAAAUUUAGAAUAGAGUGGCAAAUAUUUAAAAAGAAAAAAAGAGUGAAACAUUUACAGAAAACAGAAAGAUUGCACAUGUAUAAAGUUUACAUAAAAGUUUUUUAAGUUAUUGGGAUAAGAAAUGUAUUCACUGCUGCUUUAAAUUGUCUUUUAUCCAACCUUUGUAUUUAAUACACUAAAAAAAAAAAAAUUAGUUUGAGUUCUGUUAUCAAGACUCAAUUCUUAAAUAAUGUGCAUAAAUUAUUUUGGUAUUUUGCCAAUAUAUUGCUCCAAAGUAAUGUGUGUGUGCAUACUCUUGCGUGUAUGUGUGUGUGUUUGAGUUUGUGUUUAAAAUGCCAAUUUUAUCAUUUAAAUGGACAUUAAAUGCAUGUUACUAUCUGGUUGAUAUAUACUUCUUUGUAUCUAUGACAUGAUAUAUUUUCAUUAGUCAUUUAAAUCAGUGGUAAAGAUGAAUUAAGUUUUAAAUAUCGAUACAUUUACCAUCUGUAAAUAAAAAUUGCCUGUUUGCAAUGUACUGCUAUUUAAAAAGAAGAAAACUUUCUAAUACCAAAGGAAAACUAUUUGAAAGAGCUAUAAUAACAUAAAAUAACAUAGCUAAACUGAUAAAAUAGCCUUGAUUUUAAAAGCUGAUACAUUAUCAGAAUACUAUGAUAAGUAUCCUAAUUUAUUAUAAUAUGUUGUACUUGUUUAUUUUCCACAUAAUCUUUAUCUUAAAUCUCUACCUAUAGAAUCAGUGAGUUUUCCUCUUUCAGAAUACUACCUCUUUUUGCUAAUCAAGGUAUAAUCUUUUGAAAAUAAAGAUUCUAAGCAAGUAGGGAGUUACAAAAAAAAAUACAAAAUAAAAAGCCAUAUAUACUAUAAAGUUCCUUAACUAUAUUGACUCCUGGGAUUGCAUUUUUAUUUCUGUAUAUGUGAAUAUGUUGCUAUAAUAUAUUAAGGCUGAUUUUCCUUUUAAUAUAUUUAGCCAAGUGAUGCACUUUAUGAUAAUUAAACUCCUUUGUGCCAAGUU
Molecule: messenger RNA, 2331 nt
Organism: Neogale vison (American mink)
Lineage: Eukaryota; Metazoa; Chordata; Mammalia; Carnivora; Mustelidae
Gene: SNX16
Product: sorting nexin 16
Exons: 8
Coding region: 250-1284 (344 amino acids)
Biological process (GO): early endosome to late endosome transport; protein targeting to lysosome; endosome to lysosome transport
Cellular component (GO): late endosome; early endosome; extrinsic component of endosome membrane
Molecular function (GO): phosphatidylinositol binding
Source: RefSeq, a predicted model, not a curated record